This is a messenger RNA of Neospora caninum, 3375 nucleotides long. RefSeq lists its product as hypothetical. The record is from RefSeq and is a predicted model, not a curated record. The transcript is spliced from 3 exons. Lineage: Eukaryota; Apicomplexa; Conoidasida; Eucoccidiorida; Sarcocystidae. Bases 1 to 3375 code for a protein of 1124 amino acids.
AUGUACCAGGCGGCUGAAAAGGUCCAGGAGGGUCUUGCUCGCGGCGAAGUGUCCGCUGGAGAUGCCGCGACACUUCUGGGUUUAUUUGCAAAAAAGAAGUUUGUCUACAAGCCUUUCUGGCGCUCUGUCGGAAAGAGCCUCCUUCCACUGCUGCCCCUUGUUGACGCGAAAGGCUUGGCGUUGAUCCUAAAUGCGUUCGCUAAUGUUGGUGUAGUCAAUCGAAGGCUUCUUCGAGAGGCUGCAGAUCUCAUUGUUCUAGGCAACAGCACAGCUCAACAGCAGAAAACUCAGCGUCUCCAAGGGAGCAACACUGACGGGUUUGACCUCUCUCCUGUGGAGGCGGAAGAUUCUCUGUCCCGGGGGAACGCGUCACCGAAGAAGCCUGGUACCUCAUGUGGCGACGAGGGGACGCCUGCUACCACAACGCCAAAGAAGGCAGCGUUACCUGUGUGGGGACACUCCCCCAACGUGUCAGAGCCGGAAGCAGGUUCGAGCUCUGAAGGCGGUCCUGCUGCACGAGGCUUGCGCGAUACAGGAAACGCAUUUCGGAGGGAAGACGGUGUUGAAGACUUCCUUGUACCGUCGGCUCUUAAUGCCAAGCUUAAGAGAGGUGAAAUGUCUGUGUCUGGAAAGUGUUACGGCCAGAAGGCACACACCACCUAUGGUACCUUUUCAAACGAAGGGAUCGCAUGUCGCCUUCCAGCAUGCGCAGACACUCCGCCUACUGGGGCCGGUACCAAUUCCCCUUUUUCUCCGGAAUCGGCAAAAGAGCCGUUGGGUGCUGGCGGGAUAAACAAAGAACCGGUGCAAUGCGGUGAAGAAAGGCUCGAGGAUCUUUCGAGUGAUGUCCAUGCAGGGACUGUCCUAUCCCUCCGGUGUCAAGUGCCGCAACGCUCAGGAAUCGUGCUUAAGGAUGUGGAGAUGACUGAGCCGGGAAUCAGGACGCCCGCAGGUAGAGGCUUUGAGGGGAAUGCACACGACAGCAUUUUCACAGUUUCAGGCCCCGACACCCUGCGGGCGCCUUCCACAGAAUCGAUUCUACCCCAACAGGGACGGUACGGCAAGAAUGAAGAGCCGUAUUGCACGGCAACGAUGUCAUUCUCUUCGGUUCCACACCCGCUACAAGUCUCGAAUCCUGCACGAGGAGAAAAGCUUGUUGCAUGUGUAGGCGAGAACUCUAGUAACAUCGGGGGCGAACAUACAGAUGGACUUGCCGGCAAAGUUGAACGGGAAGGAGUAAACCCAGGUGAUCACGAAGGACAUGCGAGCACUGCGUUGGUGAAACGAAUGAACGCGCAGGACAUCGCGCUCGUCGCAAACGCCUUUGCGAAACUUGGGGUAAAGGAUCUCGAGCUGUAUGCCGCCCUUGCGGACAACAUACCUGCUGUUCUCUCUCAGGCAUCAGCGCUUCAGCUUGUCACGCUUUUUGCUGCGUACUCCAAACUCGACAUUCACGACGUUUCCGUGUACCGCGCCAUCACGGACGAGUUGCUUCGAGAGGGAGCGUACAUCGGCAAAGAGUAUCAACCAGGGUUUCCGCGAUUGCCUCCAAAGAUUACCGAGUUGGAUGCCGGCGCCGUUGCAGUCUUGCUGAAUUGCAUACAGAAAGCGCAGUUCGAUAACCCACAUCUUGCGUGUGCUCUUCUGACACAUUUGGAAGAGACCAGAUCUGCAGUAAAGGGGAAGAAGCGCACUGGUGGUGUUAAGGCCAACGCAGCAGGAGACGCUGCAGGCAGGAGAGUUGCCUCAAAGGAUGGUUUCGAAACUGGGUCACGCCACGAAGCGGAAACUCAAAGCUCCCAGUAUCGUGGUGCUACACAGCCUAGAUGCUCUGGCAAUUCUGAAUCAGAGAGCCGAGCAAGACCGAGCGCUGCCGGAGAAGACGCUUCUAGCGGGCGUCACAGGGGGCAAUCGAGAAGCAUCGGAAUGCCUCAAGCCAAUUCAGAUUUCAGGCUGUACCAUGAUCUUGGACCGCGAGAAGUAUCGCUCACUUUGAACGCGUUAACAAGACUGCCACACCCAAAGUCGCUGAGGAGCGCCAUUGUAACUCAUGCGUCGAAGCUGCUGUCCUCGAUGAAUGACACAGAUGUAUUAAUCACGACGAAAGCACUAAUUCGGCUUCAUUCUAAACUUGGGCAUUCCGAUGCAGAGAAUCUUUUCUUACAGAUACGGAGCCGCUUCCGCGCACACGGGUGUGGUAUCAGAGAGUUGGCUGCACUUGCAACCGCGUUGCAGCGUCUCGUUGCUUUAGCGCCACAGCUGCAAAGCCCCGCCAAAACUUUGGUACAAGAAAUUGCACCCCGCGUGACAAACCGGCUUUACAAACUAGAAAAUCGAACCUUCAUUCAACUUGCCUCUGCGUUCGUGACUCUGCACGCAUCCGAGGAGAAUACUACUCAAGAGAUUCUUGUGGAGAUUUCGAGGCGUCUUCCCGAUCUGGAGCUAGACGAGAAACUUGCCGCCUUACACGUGGUUUACGUCUUUUCUAGCAACGGCAUCGCCGUGGCACUGGAUAUCGCACCAUUCAUUGUCCGCAGCAUCCUUGAUACCAUUGACGGGUUAAAAGAAGACCGACUGUCCAAGUGGGGCGCGGCGGGCGCUAAGACGCUCGUGACCGCUGCAACCGAACUGAGAGACGUAAGCGGUUCUCUGAUGGACCGUCUGAUCUUGGCAGUCUCAUCAACCGUCCCACUCAUGAGCCAGGGCCAGACGCUCUCCGUAGCAAUUGCGCUGCUCAGCUGCUGCAAUCCCGCUGCCCACACUGCAGGAGAACGCUCAAUGUGGAAGGCGUUGAUCAGCGGUUUGGUGUAUCCUCAGGCUAGGGCGAUUGCACAAGUUCAGCAAGAAACCGACUUCAGUGUAUGUCACCAUGUACCCUUGCCUGAUUCCUCCGACUGCCGGGAACGGCAUGCAGAUGCCAGCGACGCAAUUAUUGACCUGGGGGAAUGCUGGAGUGAUGAAGAUCAUGGCAACCAGGCUGCACUUGAGGCAUAUUCUCAGAAAAGCAUUACUGGUGAAGUUCAAGCGGCACUGUGCGCCGUUGCCAGUGAAAUGUGGCAAGCCAGGGUUAACGAUUUCAUCCUGAAAGAAGGCCGAAAUCUUAAAUUGAGGGACGAGAUGGACACCAUGAACUCGGGGGAUGUAAUGCAGGAACCCGGUGACGACAUCACUACAUUGAACUUGUCCAUGUUGCUUUUCAAGGGAAACCAGUUUGCCAUGCCGGCUGAUACUGAAGUGUUUGCCGACCUAGACGUUCGUCCCUAUCGCGGUGACUCGCCGUCUUUUGAAUACGUGAUUGGACGAAAAAGUAACCCGACUCCACGGGGAGUCGCAGCACUGAGGCAGUGCUGCGGCCGCCUACGGCGAGCUGGCUGA